AUGACAAAGAAUAAAAAGGAAACUCCCACGACAAAGGAGAAACAAACUCCACAAGAAGGAGGGAAGGUGAACCGGUCAAGAAGCAAAAAUGCACAGAGACAAGAGGCAGAGGAAAGCGUCGAAAUGCAAAAUUCACAGAGUAAAUUGAAAAAAAGUCGCGAAGAGGAGGAGAUGGCCCGGUUAAGGGAGGAACUUUACCAGGAGAGACGAAGGAAAGAGGAUCUGGUCAGGGAACGAAUAAGGUUAGAAAGGCAAAACGAAAAGAUGAUUAUCAGAAAUAAUCAUUUGAAAAGGAAGCAAGCAGAGAGUAAUAUGCAGGAAGAGAGAUAUGUUGUGGGAGAAGCACGAACUAAAGAAAGACAUUAUGUGCAAAAACGAGAAGGCCUGGGGCGAGGUGAGCAUAAGGAGCGAGAAGAUUUGAAGAAGGCCAUAGAAAGCAGCAGAAGAGAAUUCAGAGAAAGGGAAUAUCGAAUGCAACAAUCAAUAGCAGUUACUCAAGGAAGAAACAAUAUCCCCAAGGAAAGGAGAGAAAGUGGUUUGCAAAUGGUAAACAAAUGCUCAAGGAAUGAACCGUGCAAUCCAUAUAUAACAGCGCUAUUCUCAUUAAGGCAGAAAGAGAAUGAGAGCUUGCAAAGUCUCGUCGCGAGAUGGGAAGCAGUAUGCAAAGAAUUGAAGGGAAGAAUCUCGGAAGAGGAGUUGGUGCGAUCAUUCAUCUAUGCUUUAUCAACCGGACAUCCGUUAUUCUCCGCACUAUUCAAGAUAAGAAAUGAAGUACGAAUAAAGGAGUUGAAAAACUACCAAGCCGAGCACAUUCGUAUGGAAGAAGAAUAG
Papaver somniferum (opium poppy) is the source of this 831-nucleotide messenger RNA. Its product is annotated as trichohyalin-like. Bases 1 to 831 code for a protein of 276 amino acids. The transcript has a single exon. Lineage: Eukaryota; Viridiplantae; Streptophyta; Magnoliopsida; Ranunculales; Papaveraceae. The record is from RefSeq and is a predicted model, not a curated record.